CCUGUAAACUAUGUAUUUAUGCCUUUUUCUUUUUUUUUGUCUUUGCAGUGGCCCAAAUGGAGUCUUCUGAAAAGGACACUUAUCCACCACCAGACCCUGGACCACUGGCAAAGAGAGUGCUUGUAGCCAUUUAUAAAGAUGGCACUGAAACAUGCAAGAAACUUUUUACUGUUGCAGAUGCCUCACAGCUUUUGCAGGCCUGUCACUCAGAGUUUUCACAUUCAGUGCAAUUAGAAAGGUUUCUCAAGUACAACAAUGACUUCCAAGACUACGUUGACUGUGACACAAGUACAGAUGUUAAGGACUACGACAAGUUCCAAGUAAGGGUUGCGACAGUGGUCCAGCUGGAGUUUAUGGAGGUUCAAAGACCACAUGUGGAAAUCGAAAAGAAUGACAUGGCUGCACAGCUAAAAUCUCUUCUGGAAACAAAGGCUCCAGACGUACUGACUGAACAUCAACAUACAGGCACACUAUCCACCAACAGCAGAAAGAAGCUUGUCAAAUUAAGUGUCUGUGACCUUGUAGAGAAACAUGGAUUUUACCCCUCUACAGCAGAGAAACUACAUUUGGCUAAAUCGUUAACCACACCCUUCCCAUCACUGAAUGUGAUGGUGUCUGAGAGGGAACAUUUCUAUGAUCCUGUAUCGCAUAAAGGCUUCAUAGAAAUGAAGUUACGAAAUAUCAGACGGAAUCUGGAGGAGAGCCAGCGGCGCUACCAGAAGAGAAGGAUGCCUUGUGGAGCAGCAACAGCAGCUCAGCCUUCAGAGGACGAAGACCCAAGCGAGUGGUUGACGGUCAUUAAAAGAAUGAAGCCAUCACCUGAGAAUAUGGGCCCAAUUAAGACCGCAAUGGAAAAGACUUUCAGCCACCGCAGAAAUUGGAUCAGCACCCAGUCACCUACGGUUGCAGACAUAGUCCAACAGUACCCCCGUUUCAUAGACAUCCCAAGCCUGCUAGAUGUGGAGUUUGGAAGAUUGUUCGAUGGGAAGGCAGAGAUGUUCAUAAGGAGGUGGGAGUCGUCCAUUAUCCCAAAACUGAAGCAGAUUGCCAUUUUGGAGAAGGGUGGAGUGUCCUCCUUGUUGGAUCAAACUGGAAACCAGAAUGAUGAUGAGCUUUGCUACAGUAUGCUGCAAGUUCUCACUCACCUGCUUCCACCAACGGCUUCAGGAAGAGGUCCAGCGGCCUCAAGCCGAUGUAGUGUGAAGUCAGCUGUGUCAUACCUACUGAACUUUGUGCAGCACGGGACCAGCAUCCCCUCCCUUUGUGAUGUUGAUGAUGGAUCCUUGAGGCCCCCUCAGCAGAGCCAUCAGCCACAGUUAGUGUGCAUCGGUCAUCUGUCCAGCCAAGCACGCCAGUUUGUCAUUGUUGCCAGAAGUGACAAGGUUGCCAUUCCACUGCAUGAUGACAGCCUAACCUGUGCCCUGGAUAAGCUGUUCAAGUUUUUUUGGGUAUGCAAUGUUGCUUAUCCUACUCAGCUUACUUCAGUUUUCAUAUUUCUCGAGCAUAUCUAUGACUUGCCAGUGUCUAAGACAGCGAGACGAUCCAAAGUGAUGGAACUCAUUGGAAAGCUUCAGGUUUUGGCCUAA
This is a messenger RNA of Perca fluviatilis (European perch), 1586 nucleotides long. RefSeq lists its product as uncharacterized. The transcript has 7 exons. The record is from RefSeq and is a predicted model, not a curated record. NCBI's taxonomy places the organism in Eukaryota, Metazoa, Chordata, Actinopteri, Perciformes, Percidae. The coding region runs from base 57 to 1586 and encodes 509 amino acids.